Molecule: messenger RNA, 1192 nt
Organism: Fomitopsis serialis
Lineage: Eukaryota; Fungi; Basidiomycota; Agaricomycetes; Polyporales; Fomitopsidaceae
Exons: 2
Coding region: 50-1192 (380 amino acids)
Source: RefSeq, a predicted model, not a curated record
CUUCUAUCUGAGCGUUUCCUCUCGCCUAGGAAGGACAAGAUAGGACAAGAUGCCUGCAAUGAAGAAGCAGAAGCAAAAACAAGAGCGAGCUAUCGCUCGACAGAACCAGUCUCCGGGUCAAGGUAUGGGAGUGGCCGGUUGGCACUUUACGGGCAUUACCGAGGGAGGUACGCUAUGGAAGGCUGAAGAGUCUCUGAGCCCUCCGAAUGUGGAGAAUAUACCAAGCUGUCCGCCAGUCAAGGGGAAGAAACGACUCGCGAUGGACGUCCAUGACGAGACGGGCAACGCCGAAAUGAACACUGCUGCUCACUCAAGAAAGAAACCACGCUCGGUUCACCAUCGUGUCAGUGCCGCCUCUCCCAAUGAGAUCCUGAAGUCGUGGCACGUCGAAGACAUUGGCUUGGACCCAACAUCAACUCUGGGAGCUGGCCAUUCAGAAGCUCCCCAAGCUUCCCUUCGAUCGGACGCGACGAUAGUUCCGUCGCCUCCUCCACAGCUAUUGGGUGACGGGAUACCACCUUGGCGCAGGAGCGCGCCGCUCUCCGCUGUGUAUCCGGUGAGUGACAUCGGAGAGCAAUACUCCCAGUCAAACGCGCCCUCUCCGCUGGACGAGGUACCGUACGAAGACGAUCUGGCCUACCAACAACCUUCAUGGUCUAGCCAUUUUUUCCUGCCGCCCGACUCCGCUUACAUCGAGCAACAAGAGGCGGCACCUAGAAACGUUCCAUCGCCUAAUGCGGUCCACAUCCCAGAGCAAUCGUCGCAGCUUGACUGCCAGACCAACAUGGGGCCGCAAUUCCAACCUGGCAAGCACUGUUCCGCAUCAGCAGCCUCGUAUCCUGCGGGUGGAACUUCGCCUGCCGGCAACUGGCCAUGGGAUGCACAGCUAGGACAACGCGCAACGUUGUCUGGGAUAGUCGAUGGGCUCGCCGAGGUUCCAUCCCUCCAUUCGCAAGUUGACAUGCUCGCGGAAAUCCAGAAGAUCCGUGCGCGAGCGUUCCUCGCAGAGCUAGCCCCGUCAGUCGCGGUGCAUCGCGGUGACCAAGCUCCAAUUUUGCCCAAAGGCUUCUGGGAUGCGGUCGCCGAGUUUGUGACUUCAAACGACGGAGGCUCGCUCGAUGAAGUAGACUCGGCUGUGCGCGCAUGUCGCGUCCACCUUACCCCGGCUGGAACUUCCUUGAGUAGCUCAUAA